AUGGCUUGGCUCCUUUUCAGAACCACAGGGGCUCUGGCCAUUUUAAUGGUGGUCCUUUUGGUUCAUGGAGAAUUGAGAAUAGAGACAAAAGGACAACAUGGAGAAUAUGAGACAGCGGUACAAGGCAAAAGGAGAUACAAACGUGAAUGGGUGAAAUUUGCAAGACCCUGCAGAGAAGAAGAAGACAACUCAAAAAGAAAUCCAAUUGCCACAAUUACUUCAGACUUCAAAGCAACCCAGAAUAUUACCUACCACAUUUCUGGAAUAGGAGUGGAUCAGCCCCCUUUGGGAAUCUUCAUUGUUGACAAAUACACUGGAGAAAUUAACAUAACAGCCAUAGUUGAUCGUGAGGUAACCCCAAGCUUCCAAAUUACCUGUCGUGCUCUCAGUGUCCUGGGACAAGAUGUAGAGAAACCAUUUAUACUAACAGUCAAAAUUUUAGAUAUAAAUGACAAUGCUCCAGUGUUCUCACAAAGUGUGCUCACGGGUGAAAUUGAAGAAAAUAGUGCUUCGAACUCACUGGUGAUGAUCCUAAAUGCCACAGAUGCAGAUGAGCCAAACCACUUGAACUCUAUAAUUGCCUUCAAAAUUAUCUCUCAGGAACCUGCAGGCACACCCAUGUUCCUCAUAAGCAGACACACCGGAGAAGUCCACACUUUGACCAGUUCACUUGAUCGAGAGCAAGUUAGCGAGUAUCAUCUGGUUGUGAGUGGUACAGACAAAGAUGGAGAAGGACUUGCGGCACAAUGUGAAUGUAGCAUUAAAGUGAAAGAUGUCAACGAUAAUAUCCCAAGCUUCACAGAAUUGCAGUAUUCAGCAAGUAUCAAGGAAAACACUUUAAGUUCUGACUUGCUUCGAUUUCAAGUAAUAGAUUUGGAUGAAGAAUUCACAGAUAAUUGGCUUGCAGAGUAUUUCUUUACCUCUGGAAAUGAUGGGAACUGGUUUGAAAUACAAACUGAUCUCACAACUAAUGAAGGCAUCUUGAAGGUUGUUAAGUCUCUAGAUUAUGAAGAACUACAAACUUUGCAACUUGGUAUCGCCGUCAAAAACAAAGCUGAAUUUCACAAAUCAAUUAUCUCUCGAUACACAGUCCAGUCAACCUCACUCAUAAUCAAAGUAAUAAAUAUGAGGGAAGGACUUGUAUUCCGUCCUGCUUCCAAGACAUUUACUGUCCAAAAAGGCAUAAGCGGUAAAAACCUGAUCAGUUAUAUCGUGGGAUCAUAUCAAGCCAUUGAUGAAGACACUGGCAAAGCUGCCUUAUUUGUCAAAUACACCUUGAGACGUAAUGACGGUGGUUUGCUAACUAUUGAUUCAAACACUGCUGAAAUCAAAUUUGUCAAAAAUACUGUUCGGGAUGUUGCUGUCAUAGUUAACAAGACAAUCACAGCUGAGGUUCUGGCCACAGAUGAAAAAACAGGUGAAACUGCUACAGGCACCAUAUUUGUCCGACUACCUGAUUUUAAUGACAAGUGUCCAACAAUUGUCCUGAAAAAGAAAACAACCUGUAGUUCAUCACCCUCCGUGGUUGUCACAGCUAAAUCACCGGACAACCAUGACUAUACUGGCUCCUACACAUUUUCACAGGACAAUCAAAUUAUAAACGUGCCAGUGUGGACGAUCACAAAACUUGAUGGCACCUCUGCAACCCUAACAACUCUGCAGCCGGUAUAUCCCCGUGUGUACAGAAUCUCCCUGGUCGUCACGGACGACAAGGGCACAUGGUGUAAGACCCCGGAGAACUUGACUCUGGAAGUCUGUCUGUGUGACAACAAUAACAUCUGUAAAACUUCGCCCCCGACCACAACCCCUGAGCCCGUUAAGACGCCUGGGAGGCUGGGGCCUGCCGCCAUCGGCCUACUGUUCCUCGGUCUUUUGCUGCUGCUGUUGGCCCCCCUUCUGCUGUUGACCUGUUACUUUGGGACCGGUCCUAUCGGGGGAGUGUCGGGUGGAUUCAUGCCAGUGCCUGAUGGUUCAGAAGGAGCAAUUCGUCCGUGGGGAAUCGAAGGAGCCCAACCUGAAGACAAGGAAAUCGCAAAUAUCUAUGUGCCACCUAUAACUGCCAAUGGAGUUGAUUACAUGGAAAAUUCUGAAGUUUUUACAAAUACAUGCACUGGAGGGACGGUGAUGGAAGGAGCUUCGGGAAUGGAAGUGACCACCAGGAUUGGAGCAGCUGCAGGAUCUGGAGCCGCUGCAGCAUUCGGAGCAGCCGCUGGACUUAGCAACUGUUCCGCAGGAUGGUCCGGAACGAUGAGAACAAGGCAUUCCAUGGAAGGAACCAACAUGGACUAUGGUGAAGGGGCAAUAAACAUGAACUUCCUAGACUCCUACUUUUCUCAGAAAGCAUUUGCCUGUGCCGAGGAAGACGAUGGCCAGGAAGCAAACGAUUGCUUGCUGAUCUAUGAUAACGAAGGAAAAGGUGCCCCUGGUUCUCCCGUCGGCUCCCUGGGUUGUUGCAGUUUUAUUGCUGAUGAGUUUGAUGACAGCUGCUUGGACUCACUCAGUUCCAAAUUUAAAAAACUUGCAGAGAUAAGCCUUGGGAUGGAUGAUGAAGCCAAAAACUCUCAGCCACCCACCAAAGAGAGUGGCUCUGGGAUUGAAUCCCGUGGCCAAUCCGUACAAGUCCAGCAGUCAGAAUCUGUUAGGUACCAGAUUUUGCCAGGCAGCCAGGGAGCGUCUGCUGUGUCUGCUUCUGGCUCUGUCCUCCAGCCAGCCAUUUCCAUCCUUGACCCUUUGCAGCAUGGUAGCUAUUUGGUAAUGGAGACUAGCUCAGCUGCUGGUUCCUACGUGCAGCCUUCCACUGCAGUCUUUGAUCCACUUCUCACAUAAAAUGUAAUAGUGACGGAAAGAGUGAUUUGUCCCAUUUCCAGUGUUCCUGGCCACCUACAUGGUCUGGCAGAGCUACAAGGGUCAGGUCGUAAAAUCUGUACAGAAGAUCCUUGUUCCCUUCUGAUGUGA
Globicephala melas (long-finned pilot whale) is the source of this 2955-nucleotide messenger RNA. RefSeq names its product desmoglein 3 (gene DSG3). Gene Ontology annotation, molecular function: calcium ion binding. Lineage: Eukaryota; Metazoa; Chordata; Mammalia; Artiodactyla; Delphinidae. Gene Ontology annotation, cellular component: plasma membrane; desmosome. The record is from RefSeq and is a predicted model, not a curated record. Gene Ontology annotation, biological process: homophilic cell-cell adhesion.